CAUAAACACGUCGACAUGGAGAAGAUAAACAGAAAAGUGGCACAGCAGCUGCUGACGUUGUGUAUAUCCGAAAAUGGCCUAUGAAUGUUUAUAGAAAAUGCAUUUUCCGCCACGUGUUUAAGCUUAUGUGUAUUAUCGUGAACGCGCGUCGCUAAGGAAACAGCUAAUGGUUGUGACAACAUGGACGGUGACCUGAGUCCACAGGAUAAGAAAGACUUGGACAAGUUCAUCAAGUUUUUUGCCUUAAAGACCGUUCAGGUGAUCGUCCAAGCUCGCCUCGGGGAGAAGAUCUGCACUCGCUCGUCAUCAUCGCCCACCGGCUCGGACUGGUUUAAUUUGGCCAUCAAAGACAUCCCGGAGGUCACCCAUGAGGCCAAGAAGGCUCUGGCCGGCCAGCUUCCGGGCAUCGGCCGCUCCAUGUGUGUGGAGAUCUCCCUGAAGACCUCCGAGGGUGACUCUAUGGAGUUAGAGACGUGGUGCCUGGAGAUGAACGAGAAGUGCGAUAAGGACAUCAAGGUGUCGUACACCGUCUAUAACCGGCUGUCGGUUCUCCUGAAGUCUCUGCUCGCCAUCACCAGAGUGACGCCCGCCUAUAAGCUGUCCAGGAAGCAGGGGCACGACUACGUCAUCUUAUACAGGAUCUACUUUGGGGAGGUCCAGCUGGGCGCAUUAGGAGAAGGUUUUCAGACGGUGCGUGUCGGCGUGGUGGGCACGCCGGUCGGCACGGUCACGCUGUCGUGCGCCUACCGCACCAACCUGGCGUUCAUGUCUAGCAGGCAGUUCGAACGGUCGGCUCCGAUCAUGGGGAUCAUCGUGGAUCACUUCGUGGACGCCGGCGGCGGCGGCGGCAGUCAGCGUCCCGUCAACAUGGGGCAGCCCUGCAACUACAGAGCGCCGGACGACGAGGACGGAGGGGCGUUUGCUGGAGUCCAGGACUCACAGGAGGUCUGCACCACCUCCUUCUCCACCUCCCCUCCCUCUCAGUGCGUCUGCACACUGAGUCCGUCCCCUUCCAAACUGUCCAAGCCCCUCCCGCUGGACAGUCUUCAGCUCCCGUUGGCUCCGGGACUUGUCGCUCACGCCCUCUACGCCUCCAGGUUAUCCUACCAGCCGGCACCUACAGGGGGAGCUGCUGAGUUCAACACCAACCAGGGUUUCCAAGCGGGGAAAGAGGGCGGUGGGAUCGUUCUGGUUCCUGCUCCUCCUCCUCCUCAUGGAGCAGACGUCCAGCUGACGGUAGAAAACGCCCCGGACACAACCAGCAGCAGCGGCGAUGAGGACGGCCUGCUGCAGAGCGGCGAGGGAAGGAGCGUCUCUCCCUGCGACCCGGUGGAGUCCCUCAACGCGUUCACCAGGAAGGUCGGCGCGUUUGUGAAUAAGCCCAGCGCUCAGAUAACCGCUGCCAGCCUGGAUCUCCCAUUCGCCGCGUUUGCGCCUCGUGCCCUGGACUCUGAGGAGAAUGACCCCAUGGUGAACCCCCCGGCGUCGCCGCCCAGCCAGUCCCCCCUGCAGGCCAGCCUUCACUCUCAGGGCUCGGAGGGAUCGGGUCAGCAGGACGACUUCGUCAUGGUCGACUUUCGGCCCGCUUUCUCUAAGGACGACCUGCUGCCGAUGGACCUGGGCACCUUCUACCGGGAGUUUCAGAACCCCCCUCAGCUCGCCAGCCUCUCUCUGCACACCAGCUCCCAGUCGAUGGCCGACGACCUGGAUUCGCUGCCGGAGAAGCUGCGCGUCUACGAGAAGAACAUUGAUGAAUUUGACGCCUUUGUGGAGAUGCUGCAGUAGGAGGAGCGCCGGACAAGACGACCUGGGAGGAAACGUUGACUUAAUCAGAAGGAAAAGGGGGGGGGGGGGUCUCAUUAGGCAGGCUGCAUUAUGUUUAAAGCUCUACGUGUGUGAAAACCUCCCACCGGGCCACCUUUAGUCUGCUUCACUGUAAAUACUGUAAUAUCUGGUGACACUGGCUCACGGGCGCCGUCUUGUCUGGUAGUGGUAACCGAACCGACAGUUUUAAUUUAUGUGUUGCACAAAUCUGCUGUCGUAGUCAAACGAUCAUGGGGUCAGCCAUGCGAAGCCAAGGACACACGAGCAGUUUGUUGGUAAAAGCCCUCAUUGUGGAUCCCUCCGCUCUUCCUGCUAGCCUGUAAAGAUAAAGAUUCAGAUAUUUAACAUGUCUAAAAAAAA
Molecule: messenger RNA, 2184 nt
Organism: Fundulus heteroclitus (mummichog)
Lineage: Eukaryota; Metazoa; Chordata; Actinopteri; Cyprinodontiformes; Fundulidae
Gene: atg13
Product: ATG13 autophagy related 13 homolog (S. cerevisiae)
Exons: 18
Coding region: 181-1785 (534 amino acids)
Biological process (GO): protein localization to phagophore assembly site; mitophagy; piecemeal microautophagy of the nucleus
Cellular component (GO): extrinsic component of membrane; phagophore assembly site; cytosol
Source: RefSeq, a predicted model, not a curated record